This is a messenger RNA of Bactrocera neohumeralis, 795 nucleotides long. RefSeq lists its product as uncharacterized. Lineage: Eukaryota; Metazoa; Arthropoda; Insecta; Diptera; Tephritidae. Bases 242 to 601 code for a protein of 119 amino acids. The transcript is spliced from 6 exons. The record is from RefSeq and is a predicted model, not a curated record.
AAUGAAUUUCGAUGACCUCGUGCAAGAAAUGGAUUCCGAAGUUUAAUGCUCACAACCGUUGAGCCCCCAUAGAGAUAAAGUGUUUAAAAAAAUAUCUUACAACCUAGUUUGCGCUCCUCGAGUAGAACCAUCACAAAUUGUGGUACCGUCACCAUCUUCUGGCGGCCAUGCAGAUAUAAUCCAGAAGCUGGAUGCCAUUGAGACCCGACUCACUGCCAUUAAAAAGUCCCUAACAGACAAAAUGCCAGAAAAGGCCGAGGUGCAGGCGCAAAGCAAAUUAUUGCGCGAAUGCCGCGUCAUAGCGGCAAAGACGCAUCAUUCAAUUAUCCGCAUCACCGGUGACUUGGAGGACGAACAUUACUUGGAGCUCGCUUCGAAGCUGCCUAUGUCAUCGGAAGAGCACGUGCGCUUCGUAGAAGACAAACUUUUACAAAAGGAAAGCACGGAUGCUAUGAUGCGGCUAAUAUUGAAGUCAAAGAGCGCAAAAGGCAGUGUGGACGGCGUACUGCGUGGUAUAUUUUCUAACGAUCUAAUGUACCACUACACUUUAGAGGGGCGCAAGGAGAAGGAAUCCCUACUAAAGCUAAAAUAUAUUUCCUGACAAGGAUAAAAACACUAUCUGUGGGGAGCUCCGGAAAUUUGUGGCCUUAAGCGACAAUCGUUUUAAGCAAAAAAAAACAUAAACUUAAGGCAAAAUUAAUAUAAGUUUUCUUAUUAUUACUUAUAUAUAUUAGUUUUAAGUUGUAAAUAUUAGUUUUAAGUUAUACAAAUUGGUUUUAAGUUGCACAUAUUUGU